AGAGACAGACAGAGAGAGAGAGAGCAUCAAGGCACCAUCAGAGCAGGCUCCACCAUCCACAGACUGUGAGGUACAAGUGCCACAAGGAGACUAUAUUCCGCGAUAAUAAUGGAUGGGACAAAGCCGGCCAUGGAGUCCAACGCAGAGGAGACUCAGGACGAGGGGCAGGAGAGCAAAGGAUGCUUCGAGUGCUGCAUCAAGUGUCUGGGCGGGGUGCCCUACGCCUCCCUGGUGGCCACCAUCCUCUGCUUCUCAGGCGUGGCCCUGUUCUGCGGCUGCGGCCACGUGGCGCUGACCGGCACCCUGACCAUGCUGGAGAUCCACUUCUCCCGAAUCACAACCGACCACGCCACCCUCGCCAUGGUGAUCCAGAUCUUUCAGUACAUCAUCUACGGCAUCGCCUCGUUCUUCUUCGUCUACGCCAUCCUCCUGCUCGCCGAGGGCUUUUACACCACCAGCGCCAUCAAGAAGGAGCUGCAGAGCGACUUCAAGACGACCGUGUGCGGACGCUGCAUCACCGCCUUCUUCAUGUUCCUGACCUACAUCCUCUUUCUGGCCUUCCUCGCCAUCUUCGGCUUCACGGCGAUACCCGUCUUCCUCUUCUUCAACAUGUGGAACACCUGCGCUGCCAUGAGGUCUCCUGACUCCAACAUCACCGCGCCUGACUCCAUCUGUGUGGACGUGAGGCAGUAUGGUAAGUUCACCCACCGCAACCCCACCAAAAUGAAUGUGAUCGCCGUUUCCUCGACUUUGUCAUGCAGUCCUUCAUGUACCUUAUUCGUCCAUUUCUGAAACUCUGCUGCUGUA
Labrus mixtus (cuckoo wrasse) is the source of this 807-nucleotide messenger RNA. Its product is annotated as neuronal membrane glycoprotein M6-b-like. Lineage: Eukaryota; Metazoa; Chordata; Actinopteri; Labriformes; Labridae. The coding region runs from base 109 to 792 and encodes 227 amino acids. Gene Ontology annotation, molecular function: structural constituent of myelin sheath. The transcript is spliced from 4 exons. Gene Ontology annotation, cellular component: plasma membrane; myelin sheath. The record is from RefSeq and is a predicted model, not a curated record. Gene Ontology annotation, biological process: central nervous system myelination; axon development.